Cheilinus undulatus (humphead wrasse) is the source of this 1905-nucleotide messenger RNA. RefSeq names its product cholesterol 24-hydroxylase-like. The transcript has 15 exons. Bases 55 to 1593 code for a protein of 512 amino acids. The record is from RefSeq and is a predicted model, not a curated record. Lineage: Eukaryota; Metazoa; Chordata; Actinopteri; Labriformes; Labridae. Gene Ontology annotation, molecular function: heme binding; cholesterol 24-hydroxylase activity; iron ion binding. Gene Ontology annotation, biological process: cholesterol catabolic process.
GUCAACUUACCGACGGUUCAACGUGACAGCCUGGGGGCUUUUGUUUAUACUGGAAUGGCGGUCUUUCAUUUUAUUCUGAGCUGGGCUGCUCAAAUUCUGAUACUUCUCCUCAUUCUAAGUUGCUUUGCCUUUCUCGGCUUUUGCUGUUAUAUUAAACACAUUCAUGACAAAUACGACCACAUACCUGGACCACCGAGAGACAGUUUCCUCCUUGGACACUCUCCAUCGAUGCUAAAAGUGAUGAAAGGUGGCGGAAACGUGCAUGACAAAUUCAAGGAAUGGGUUGAGGCAUGUGGGCCAGUUUGCAGGAUAAAUAUUCUACAUUACAUUAUACUCCUUGUGACCUGCCCAGAGACAACCAAGGAAGUCCUGUUGUCCCCAAAGUACCCUAAGGACAAAUUCCUGUACAAGAGACUCUUCUACCUCUUCAGUGAAAGGUUCCUGGGUAAUGGUCUGGUAACAGCACAGGACCAUGGAGUGUGGUAUAAACAGCGGCGGAUCAUGGACCCUGCUUUCAGCAGCUUGUAUUUGAGAGGUCUUAUGGGCACCUUCAAUGAGAGGGCAGAGAAAAUGAUGACUAAACUUGCGGAAAUGGCUGAUAACAGAACAGAGGCCAAAAUGCUACACCUAUUCAACAGUGUAACCCUUGAUGUUAUUGCUAAGGUUGCUUUCGGUGUGGAUUUAGACCUGCUGCAGAAUAGUUCACCCUUCCCUAAAGCCAUAGAGGCAUGCCUGAAAGGGAUGACGUACUACAUUAGGGACAGCUUUUUUGAGUACAAGCCAAAGAAUCGCCAAUUUGUUAAUGAAGUCAGGGAAGCGUGCCGCCUGCUGCGAACUACUGGAGCAAAAUGGAUCAAUGAGAGACAGACAAGCGUGAGAAACGGUGAUGAUGUCCCCAAGGAUAUCCUCACACAAAUCAUCAAAACUGCUGGCAAAGAGGAGAACAUGUCUAAAGAAGAUGAAGAGUUUAUGGUGGACAACUUUGUGACAUUUUUCAUUGCAGGGCAAGAAACAACAGCUAAUCAACUGGCUUUUUGUGUCAUGGAGCUUGGAAGAAACCCUGAUGUCCUGGAGAAAGUGAAGAAAGAGGUGGAUGAUGCCAUGGGGAUGAAACAGGAGAUCAGUUAUGAAGAUCUGGAGAAACUGGUCUAUCUUUCACAGGUGCUCAAAGAAACUCUGAGGAUUUACCCAAUAGGUGUUGGCACAUCACGUGAUAUACCAAAUGAUAUUGUCAUCGAUGGUAUCCAUGUACCUGCAGGAGUCACGAUUUUUUUCAACUCCUACAUCACUGGGAGGAUGGAAAAAUUCUUCAAGGAUCCGCUGAAGUUUGAUCCAGACAGAUUUCACCCUGAUGCUCCAAAGCCUUAUUACUGCUACUACCCCUUUGCUCUUGGCCCGCGUAGAUGCCUCGGACAAACCUUUGCUCAGAUGGAGGCUAAAGUGGUGAUGGCCAAGCUGCUCCAGAGAUUUGACUUCACCCUAACGCCAGGACAGACCUUUGACGUCCAGGACUGUGGCACACUCAAGCCAAAGAGUGGAGUGCUGUGCUCGAUCAGAUACAGAGAUUACAAGAAAGAAAAGAAAGAACAAUAAGGAAACAGGAAACAGAGAGAGACAAAUUCUAACUCUACGAUGCUUUUUUUAUAAUGAUAUUGGAUGUAUGUACACAUGAACUUUUAUACUGAUUUUAAUGUUCUUUACAGGGAUGACAGUUUGGAAAACUUUUUCACUUUUUACUAUAACAACAAAAAAAAGAUCCUUUAUUUCUUUUCAGAGUUAAGUUUUUAGACCUGACCAAUCACUGUUUAUAACCACUGAGACUUUAUGCAUCUUUAUUUUAACACUAAUGCUCUGAACAAAUCGCUUGCACUGAUUGAGAUAACUUUAAUAAAUGGUUUAUUAGCA